CAGCCAGCUAGUAUUUUGCUAAAUUGAUCUGCACCGUUCACUUAUCAUCUGGACGAUCCAGACGCGCAUUACUAAAGUAACGAUUGAGCAGAGUUUCAGUAAAUAAGCUCUCAUUUUCCUUCCCUUUCUUUCUGUGAUCUUCUUCAAAUCCAAAUCCUGAAUGCAUCAGAUCUUCCUGGUCAUACUUGUUUCCACAGGGUCUUAAAUUGCCUUCAUCAUUCUGUGGAUUUUUGUUUGAGUUUGAUAAUCCACCACCUGCUCCUUUAAAGAUCUGUGGGAUUGUUUUCAAGUUCUGAUUUUGUUGAAUUUUUCUGGUCACGCGCAACACUAGAAGGCUCUGGGUCAUGAGGGACAUCAAAGGGUUUCUUCCUUGGAUUCUUCUCUUAGCUUUUCAAGUUGUUCAAGCUGCGGAUUAUGUGCCGUCUGAUAAAAUAUUCUUGAGCUGUGGUGGUCCUCCAGAUUCAACCGAUACUGAUGGAAGAAAAUGGACUUCUGAUGUUGGGUCGAAGUUCUUAUCGUCUACGGGCAAGUCCAAGAAAUCUGAGGCUGCAACACAAGACCCGUCCGUGCCGGAAGUUCCGUUUGUGACGGCGCGUGUGUUUGAGUCGGAAUUCACCUACUCUUUUCCGGUGGCAGCUGGUCGGAAAUUCAUCCGUCUCUACUUCUACCCUUCUUCUUAUGACGGACUUAACGCCUCCAAUGCGAUUUUCUCCGUCACUGCUCAAUCCUACACGCUUCUUAGGAACUUCAGUGCUGCUCAAACGGUAUCAGCUUUGAACUAUGUCUCUCUUGUGAAAGAAUAUUUGGUCAAUGUUGAAGGAGAUUCGCUGAAUGUAACCUUUACUCCAUCUCCUAAUGCUUCUAAUGCAUAUGCCUUUGUUAAUGGGAUUGAGAUUGUGUCUAUGCCUCCUGAUAUUUAUGCUUCUCCUACUGAAAAUCCUGUGAUUGUGGGCACACAAACUCCUUACACUUUUGAUAAUAGUACUGCCCUUGAGACUGUUUAUAGGCUUAAUGUUGGUGGGAAUGAUAUUUCGCCUUCCCACGAUACUGGUUUGUUCAGGUCAUGGAAUGAUGAUACUAUUUAUCUUUAUGGUGCUGCUUUUGGAGUCACUGAGCCUGCUGAUCCUGAGGUUAACAUCACGUAUCCUCCAGACACACCCUCUUAUGUUGCUCCUGUUGAUGUCUACUCUACGGCUAGAUCAAUGGGGCCAAAUGCUGAUAUCAAUAAGAAUUACAAAUUGACUUGGAUUUUCUCCAUUGAUUCUGGUUUUUCCUAUCUUGUGAGACUCCAUUUUUGUGAGGGUACUACCAAUAUCACCAAGGUUAAUCAAAGGGUGUUUGAUAUAUUCCUUGGUAAUCAAACUGCUGAAGACGAAGCAGAUGUUAUUGCAUGGGCGAAGAGCCAAUAUAAUCUUCCACAUGAUAAUGGGGUUCCAGUGCAUAGGGAUUAUGUUGUGUUUGUUCCUGUUGGGCAGCCACAACAGGAUCUGUGGCUUGCACUACAUCCAGAUACUAAGUCACAGUCUGAGUACUAUGAUGCAAUAUUGAAUGGAGUGGAGAUAUUCAAAAUUAAUGAUCCUGCUGGUAAUCUUGCUGGGCUGAAUCCUAUUCCUGCUCCAAAGCAAGAUGUUAUCGAUCCAUCAUUGGCUAGGAGCUCAAGUAAGGGCCAAUCGAAGGUUCAGAAAGGAGCAAUUGCUGGAGGUGUUAGUGGGGGAGUAGUUCUAUUACUUGUUGUUGGGCUCAUUGCCUUUGCUGCUUCGCGUCGUAGGAGGCAUGGCAAGAAGGAUUCCGGUACAAGCGAAGGCCCAUCUGGCUGGCUUCCUCUUUCUCUUUAUGGUAACUCCCAUUCUGCUGGUUCUGCCAAGACCAACACAACAGGAAGCUAUGCAUCAUCGCUCCCAUCAAACCUUUGUAGGCAUUUCUCGUUUGCUGAAAUCCAGGCUGCGACAAACAACUUUGAUGAGGCUUUGCUCCUUGGUGUGGGAGGAUUCGGUAAGGUUUACAAAGGAGAGAUUGAUGGUGGAACGACCAAAGUAGCAAUUAAACGUGGGAAUCCUCUUUCUGAGCAGGGUGUACAUGAGUUCCAAACAGAGAUUGAAAUGCUCUCUAAACUUCGCCACCGGCAUCUUGUUUCGCUGAUUGGCUACUGUGAAGAGAACACUGAAAUGAUCCUUGUCUAUGACUACAUGGCUCAUGGAACUCUCCGGGAGCAUCUAUACAAGACCCAGAAACCUCCUCUGCCAUGGAAGCAAAGGCUUGAGAUAUGCGUUGGAUCUGCUCGAGGUUUACACUAUCUACAUACUGGUGCCAAGCACACUAUCAUCCAUAGAGAUGUGAAGACUACCAACAUCUUACUGGAUGAGAAAUGGGUAGCAAAGGUUUCUGAUUUUGGAUUGUCAAAAACUGGUCCCACAUUGGAUAACACCCAUGUGAGCACCGUAGUUAAGGGUAGUUUUGGGUACUUGGAUCCAGAAUACUUCAGGAGGCAACAACUGACUGAUAAAUCUGAUGUUUACUCCUUCGGGGUGGUUCUUUUCGAGAUCUUGUGCGCUCGCCCAGCUUUGAACCCAACCCUUCCAAAAGAGCAAGUGAGCUUAGCAGAGUGGGCUGCUCAUUGCUACAACAAGGGCAUUCUUGACCAGCUCGUUGAUCCUUACUUGAAGGGCAAGAUAGCCCCAGAAUGCUUCAAAAAGUUUGCCGAGACUGCAAUGAAGUGCGUCGCCGAUCAGGGCAUCGAGAGGCCAUCGAUGGGGGAUGUGCUGUGGAACCUCGAGUUCGCUUUGCAGCUGCAAGAGAGUGCAGAAGAGAGUGGCAAGGGCGGCAUUGGAGGAAUGCAUGACAUUGACGAGGAGGAACCACUGUAUGUGAACUCCAAGGGGAAGAAGGACCCGAACGACGCAUUGCCAGGUUUCGACGGUAAUGUAACCGAUUCCCGAAGCUCAGGAAUGAGUAUGAGCAUUGGUGGUCGGAGCUUGGCCAGUGAAGACUCUGAUGGGUUAACACCAAGCGCUGUGUUUUCUCAGAUCAUGAACCCAAAAGGGCGUUAAUUUCAUGCAAGAAUCCCUACACAAGGAUGAGGACUACAUAAUACUUUGAAGCUGUUAAUGUUGAUGAAUGGAAUCAAAAUUGAACUUUCAACAUCAUUAUUAUUAUUUAAUUUUAUGUAUGUUAUAUAUUCUGUCUCAUUUGUUUUGAUAUUGUAAGUUGUAAUUGUGACCACAUUACAUGAGGAUGAAACAUAGCCGGUUCAGGUUAUUAACCAUUUUACCUUCCCCUGAAACUUUUGUUCAAUUCUGUGCAGGUAAUCACAUAUUUAUCCUUAUAGAUCUUUCUUUUAA
This is a messenger RNA of Neltuma alba, 3338 nucleotides long. Its product is annotated as receptor-like protein kinase FERONIA. Gene Ontology annotation, molecular function: ATP binding; transmembrane receptor protein tyrosine kinase activity. Bases 345 to 3047 code for a protein of 900 amino acids. Lineage: Eukaryota; Viridiplantae; Streptophyta; Magnoliopsida; Fabales; Fabaceae. Gene Ontology annotation, biological process: protein phosphorylation. The record is from RefSeq and is a predicted model, not a curated record. The transcript has a single exon.